Molecule: messenger RNA, 4245 nt
Organism: Quercus lobata
Lineage: Eukaryota; Viridiplantae; Streptophyta; Magnoliopsida; Fagales; Fagaceae
Product: TMV resistance protein N-like
Exons: 9
Coding region: 103-3663 (1186 amino acids)
Biological process (GO): signal transduction; defense response
Molecular function (GO): ADP binding
Source: RefSeq, a predicted model, not a curated record
AUCGAUCUCUAACUAUUUAUGAGUUUCGAACCUCUAUAGUCUAAGUCUAUAAUAAUCAGUAAUCACCAACACGACCAUCGAUCACAGUAUAUUACUUCUUCCAUGACUUUCCAAUUCCAAGGACCCUUUUCUUCUUUCUCUUCUUCUAAUUCUAUCAUCACCCAUAGAUGUACUUACGACGUAUUCUUAAGUUUCAGAGGCAAAGAUACUCGCUACAACUUCACUGGCGAUCUAGACAACGCUCUGCAUAAAAAGGGAAUCAAUACCACCUUCAUAGAUGUUGAUGAUGAUGACCUUGAAACUAAAAGAGACGAAGAACUUUCAGAGACCCUUGUCAAAGCCAUAGAAGGGUCAAGAACUUCAGUGGUUGUACUCUCUAGAAACUAUGCAUCAUCCACACGGUGCUUAGACCAGCUGGUGAAGAUCCUUGAGUGUAAGCAAACAAAGGGACAAGUAGUUCUACCAGUGUUUUGGAAAGUAGAUCCAUCAGAUGUAAGGCAUCAAAGAAAGAGUUUUGGGAAAGCAUUAGCUCAACUUGAAGACAACACUAAGAUGCAGAGUUGGAAGACAGCCUUAAAAAAUGUUGCCAAUUUGUCUGGCUGGCACAUAGCCAGAGGAAAAGGGAAUGAAUCUGAAUUCAUCCAAGAAAUCAUUCAAACGGUCUCUAUCAUAGUAAAUUGUACAUAUCUAAAUGUUGCCAAUCAUCCAGUUGGAAUAGAGUCUCGUGUACAAGACAUCAAUUUGCUUUUAAGUAUUAGGAGGAAUGACAUACGCAUGGUAGGAAUCCUGGGAGUUGGUGGAAUUGGUAAGACAACUAUUGCCAAAGCAAUUUAUAAUUUGAUUGCUCACCAGUUUGAAGGUAGUUGUUUUCUUUCAAAUGUUAGAGAAUCUUCCAAGAAAGAAGUUGGACUGGUUCAACUACAAGAGACACUUCUUUCUAAGAUCUUAAGAGAUGCUAGAAGUUCAAAGGUUGGCAGUGUUGACCGAGGAAUCAAUGUGAUUAAGCAUAGGCUUUGCUCUAAAAAGGUUCUUUUAAUUCUUGAUGAUGUGGAUCAUUUGUUUCAAUUAGAAGCAUUAGCUGGAAAAUGUGAUUGGUUUGGUUUAGGAAGUAGAAUCAUAAUAACAACAAGAGAUAAAUCUUUGCUAACUAAACAUGAAGUUAAUUUCAUAUACGAAGUGAAGGAGAUGGAUCACAAUGAAGCUCUUGAGCUAUUUAGUUGGAAUGCCUUCAAAAGAAACAAACCUAAUGAUGAAUAUGUUGAACUCACAGAAUGUGCAGUACAUUAUGCUAGAGGCCUUCCGCUAGCUUUAAUGGUUUUAGGUUCAGAUCUAUAUGGUAAAAGCAAAAUUCAAUGGAAAAGUGCAUUGGAUAAAUAUGAAAGAGUUCCUAACAAAAAUAUUCAAGAAAUACUCAAAAUAAGUUAUGAAGGAUUGGACGAAACUGAACAAGAUAUUUUCCUUGAUAUUGCAUGUUUCUUCAAGGGGCGCAACAUAUAUGAUGUUAUGAGUAUUUUAGAUUCUUGUAGUUUAUAUCCAGAUUCCGGUAUUGCAAGACUUUUUGAGAAGUGUCUCAUAACUGUUGAUCGAUGGAACAUAUUGUCAAUGCAUGACUUGUUACAGCAAAUGGGCAUGGAAAUUGUCCGUCAAGAAUCCCCACAAGUGCCGAGAAAACGUACUAGGCUAUGGUGUUAUGAGGAUGCUCUUGAAGUACUAUCUAAAAAUAGGGGAUCAAAUAAAAUUCGGGGCAUAGUGUUGCGCUCUUCUAAACCAAUAACUGUGCAAUUGGAAGCUAAAGCUUUCAAACGGAUGAAAAAUCUCAAGUUUCUUAUUGUGGAUGAUGUACGCACUUGUGGACAACUAACAUAUCUCCCCAAUGGGUUAAGAUUGCUUGAUUGGCCUUCUUAUUCUUUUGCCUUACCAUCCACUUUUUGUCCUAAGAAACUUGUCCAACUCAACAUGCCACAUAGUCACAUUACAUUGGAGAUGCUAAUCAAGCAGGGGAUCCAGUUUGCAAAUUUGAAAGUUAUCAAUCUUAGUGAAUGUGAUUCUAUUAUAAAAUUACCUGAGUUGUGUGCUCCAAACUUAGAAAUAUUAAACCUUCAUCGUUGUAAAAAUUUAGUUGAGGUUGAUGAGUCCAUUGGAUAUCUUGAUAGCCUUCAAAAUUGGGAGCUCACUGAUUGCGAAAAUCUCCACAUUCUUCCAAGCCGCCUUAUGUUGAAAUCUCUUUACAUUUUUCGUCUUGAGGGCUGCUCAAGGCUUGAGAAGUUCCCUGAUAUUCAACCAGAAAUGAAUUGUUUAUCAGUUUUAGAAUUGCAACAUAGUGGUAUUAGAGAUUUACCUUCAUCAAUAGGUUAUCUCACUAUGCUCAAAUGUUUAAACCUAUAUGAUUGCCAAAACCUUAUGGAACUUCCAGAUACCAUCUAUAAGUUGCGGCUACUUGAUGAAUUAUCUGUUUGUACUACCAAAUUGAUACCGACACACGAUCCUUUUGAUAGCUUUUCUGAAUAUGGGUUUAUGAGGUUAAAACAUCUAUAUCUCAAUGACGGUGGAAAUCCAAUUGCAUUAGAUUUUUUAUCAAAGCCCAAUUACUUCCCUGUAUUGAAGUUUCUAGAUCUAAAUGGAACCAAUAUAAGUGCCAUCCCCGAAAGAAUCAGCAAAUUUACUAGGUUAGAGGGACUUCGAAUAGACAAUUGCAAGCAGCUUCAGGAAAUUCCAAGUCUUCCACAAUCUAUAUCAAAAGUGUACGCAACAAAUUGCCUGUCGUUGAAUCCACAAGCAUUAAGCAGAUUAUUGACAAUGUUUGAAGAAUCUUACUACGAAGAACAUGAGAUUCUACAGUCACCAGGCCUAUCGUUUCCAAAAUAUGAACUUAUACUACCAGGAACUGAGAUUCCAAAGUUGUUCAACCAUCAAAGUUUUGGAAAUUCCAUCUCAUUUUGGGUUGGUCAAGAUUUUCCAGCAAUUCUUUUGUGUAUUGUUUUUGGGCUGGAGGAGCACAUAGGUAAUGGAUUCGUUCCCAUAUUUCAUCUAAGAUUGAUCAUCAAAUGUCGUGAAAAGACAGUAGAUAUUUUGGCAAAUGUAAUUGACGGAGAGAGCGAGUCUGAUCAUCUGUGGGUUUCUUUUGUACCUUAUGGCGAAUUCCAUGAGACAUUUGAUGACUUAAAUCUAUAUGAUCUGAAUGAGGUUGAAAUUGUAUUUAAAACCGUUUCUACAUAUGAUCCACCAAAAAUUACUCCAACCAUAAAAAGGUGUGGUGUCCAUACAAAAUGCAUCUGUCCUCAAAACUUUGGUGAAUCAAACAUGCACCACCAAUGCCACUCCGCCAACCCUCUCCAGCCUUUACUACCUCUCUUCCCUAGUUCAACGAAGAUAACAGAUCAUGGGAUUGACUCUAAUUUGAGAGGCCUUUAUGGUGAUGACUCGGAUGUAAGAGAAUGCCAACCUCCUCUGGUCCCUGAUGACACUAGGCACCUUUUGUUUCCAUCUACAGUGGGGCUUCAAUUGGAUAUGAUAAAUGGAUCUGACUUAGGCUUAGGCCGAUUGGUAUUUGAAUCAACCAUGAGUGAUGGGUGUGAUUUGGGUUCAUCUUCAAUGGCCCAUACCGUAAGCAAUGAACCUGAUCUGAAUUCACAUCCGCCAUUGAAGAAAAUGAGGACAUCAUGAUCAGUUCAAAGAAACAGGACUUCAUCUUCAGUUCUUUCACGCACGUUUGAUGUAAGGGAAUUGGUGCCCUUUAUGUGAGUAAUUGCAAUAUAAUUUUGCAGGCAACAGAGCUGAAACCUUCAUAAUAACUUUUGCUAAAAUUGCCAUAUUUUGCUGGUGAAGUCAUAUUAUGCAUUGUCUCAAAAUUAUACAUUGCGAUUGGGCUCCCGAUUUGGUACAAAUUCCCUGAAGACCACAUAUCAAAGUUGAGCUAGUUUUUUCAAAUGCAAAAGGUGGAAAGGCUGAACACCUUGUGGCUACAGUACACGAGCAACUCAAUGGUUGAUAGAUGAAUUGUCUGUUCAGUUGGUUCAGUAGAGCCAUACUCAACUCAUGUUGCAGUAGGUCCUUAGCAUCAGAGAAGACAAGUGAUUUAGCAACUUGCAUAUUGUUGCUUGUCUCUAGGAUGUAUCAUUCUUUACACAUCUGUGGCAAAGAUAAAUCCUUUCGGUUUGAACAAAUUUUUAUUAUUGAUGUGACGCUAAGACACAUAGUCACUGAUCAUUUUAUGGGUAUGCGCUAAGACAUCACUGAUUUUUAAUA